This is a messenger RNA of Chaetomium globosum CBS 148.51, 741 nucleotides long. RefSeq lists its product as uncharacterized. Gene Ontology annotation, cellular component: membrane raft; plasma membrane; cell cortex. Lineage: Eukaryota; Fungi; Ascomycota; Sordariomycetes; Sordariales; Chaetomiaceae. The record is from RefSeq and is a predicted model, not a curated record. Bases 1 to 741 code for a protein of 246 amino acids. The transcript is spliced from 3 exons. Gene Ontology annotation, biological process: cortical actin cytoskeleton organization; fungal-type cell wall organization; septin cytoskeleton organization.
AUGUCACGAACCCCAGUGGCCCUCAUACUCAUCGCCGGAUCGCUCGUCCUCCUCUGGUUCGUCAUCCUCUCGGGCGUCACACACACUUCGCCGCUCCGCCAGACCUAUUUCCUCCGCGCCGACACAUCCGGCAUCGAAGGCGCGCGCUCCAUCUCGCAAUGGACCUUCUUUAAGGUCUGCGGCGACGGCAACACCGACUGCGGCCCCUCGCGCCCGGGGCUCCCCCUGGGCGACGCCUGGGCUAGCAACGCCCGCAACGCUCCGUCUGAGCUGAUCGGCAGCCACGGCAACGAUACAACCAGCUACUUCUACUGGUACAUGUGGCGCUUCGGAUGGGUCUUCUUCCUGAUCGCCCUAUUCUUUGAGGUGCUGGCCUUCUUUUCCGGCUUCCUCGCGCUGUGCAGCAGGCUAGGCUCGAUGUUUACCGGGCUCAUCUCGCUCGUUGCCCUAUUCUUCCUGACCCUCGCCGUCUCCCUGAUGACCGCCACCUUCGUCAAGAUGCGCGACGUCUUCAUCCGCGAGGGCCGCGACGCCUCGCUCGGCAGGUACGCAUUCGGCUUCAGCUGGGGCGCGUGGGCCCUGCUACUCAUCAGCACCAUUCUCUUCUGCCUCGCCCGCAACAAGCGCAAGGACACCGCGGCCACCGUCGCGCCGGCCCCCGGGGCUGCGGGCCGUUCGCGCCGCGUCUGGCCUUGGCAGAAGCGCACCGACGGGCGCCGCGUCAAGGAGGACUACGCCUGA